This is a messenger RNA of Sorex fumeus (smoky shrew), 2137 nucleotides long. RefSeq names its product ELOVL fatty acid elongase 7 (gene ELOVL7). The transcript has 8 exons. Gene Ontology annotation, biological process: fatty acid elongation, polyunsaturated fatty acid; fatty acid elongation, monounsaturated fatty acid; very long-chain fatty acid biosynthetic process. Bases 94 to 939 code for a protein of 281 amino acids. Gene Ontology annotation, cellular component: endoplasmic reticulum membrane; endoplasmic reticulum. Gene Ontology annotation, molecular function: fatty acid elongase activity. Lineage: Eukaryota; Metazoa; Chordata; Mammalia; Eulipotyphla; Soricidae. The record is from RefSeq and is a predicted model, not a curated record.
GGCGGCCGGGGCAGCGAGGGCAGCAGGGGCCGCUGUGCGCAGCCGGGCGCUCCGGAGCCGCUGCCCGCGCGAAUCCAGUAAACCCCGUGGAAAAUGGCCUUCAGUGAGUUUACAUCUAGGACGGUGCUUCUCUAUGAUAAUUGGAUCAAAGAUGCUGAUCCAAGAGUUCAAGACUGGCUCCUCAUGUCCUCGCCUCUGCCACAAACCAUCAUCCUGGGUCUCUAUAUCUAUUUUGUCACUUCCCUGGGACCAAAGCUUAUGGAAAAUAGGAAGUCUUUUGAACUCAAGAAAGCAAUGAUAACGUACAAUUUUUUCAUAGUACUCUUUUCUGUAUAUAUGUGUUAUGAGUUUGUGAUGUCUGGCUGGGGCACAGGUUAUUCAUUUCGUUGUGAAAUUGUUGACUAUUCACAGUCACCUACAGCAUUGAGGAUGGUACGCACCUGCUGGCUUUAUUACUUCUCCAAAUUUAUUGAACUAUUAGAUACUAUCUUUUUUGUUCUGCGUAAGAAAAAUAGCCAAGUGACUUUCCUGCAUGUCUUCCAUCAUACCAUCAUGCCAUGGACCUGGUGGUUUGGAGUCAAAUUUGCUGCAGGUGGCUUGGGGACGUUCCACGCCUUCCUGAAUACAGCAGUACAUGUGGUCAUGUAUUCUUACUAUGGACUGAGUGCGAUGGGACCGGCCUAUCAGAAAUACCUGUGGUGGAAAAAAUAUUUGACAACAUUACAGCUUGUCCAGUUCAUUAUUGUCACCAUCCACAUAGGCCAGUUCUUUUUCAUGGAGGAUUGCAAGUACCAGUACCCCAUCUUUCUGUACGUCAUUAUGAGCUAUGGAUGUAUCUUUCUGCUCCUCUUUCUCCAUUUUUGGUAUCGUGCCUACACCAAAGGUCAGAGGCUGCCCAAAACUGUGAAAAAUGGAGUCUACAAAAGCAAAGAUCACUGAAGUCCAAACACAUGAAUCCAUGAAUUAGACUGCUAUUUUGUCAUCCUUGACAAUCAACAGGUAUUUCCAUGUGCAGUGCUUUUUGUAUAUUUUUCAAAACCAAAUGCUUGUAUUUUUAUGAUCAGUCAUUAGGGUUUCUGAGAGUCCGAAGCUCCCAGAUAACAGAAUCUUCUGAUAAUUUGAGCCUGAAGCAGCCAGUUUUUCAGCUGCUUUAUAAGUCUACUUACAGAGGUUUUGUUCAGUACAUUUUGUUACACUGAAGGAAGAUGUGAGAAGUAUAGUACUCUUCAAAGAAGUCCGGUCUAGAUGAGAAAUAUCAGUAGAUAUUUUGAUCACGGACAGAGAUCUAAGUACAGUAGAUUCCUUCCACUGGGUCUGAUAACCUCGAGCUGUGAGCUUUGGCUUUGCUGCUCAUUGACUGUGGUCAAGUUAAAUUUCCUUCCAAGAUCUAACACAGAUGAGCAACAAGUAAAUUUCCAAUAAGCUGUCAUGUAAAAUCACUAAUAACAAUUCUGUGAGGCGAUACCAGGAAUUGAUCACAGUUCCUCAUGAUUGUGAGGCAUGCACUGUCCUCUGAACUGUUUCCCUGGCCCCCAGCAAUAAUUUUUAAUAAUCUCUUGAGUAGCUGCCACUAGUCCUGCUGUUAAGACUUUCUCGUAACACUUUUGUUGUAUAAACUUAAAAGUGACACCCCUUCCAGUUAGCACUUGAGCUAAUACUUAAUGCACUUGACACAAAAGUUAAGGUAAUAUUGUGAAAACAAGAUGAUUUGUUCUGAUGAUUUAUGAACACUUUGUUAAUUGUGUUUUGUAACUUCCUGUCUGUUUCUGGAAAGAGGUGAAUCUGUCAAUGGAAAAGAACUCUGUUGUUCAGUGGUGAAUCUACGUUGUCUGCUGUAAUGUCUUGGAUUUGUCCUGGUAUAAAGAAUCAUCUUGGUUAUAUAAUACAUAUAUGUUGUUAGAUAUGAAGAUAUUCAUAUCAUUAGCAUGCUGCAUGAACCCUAAUGUCGUAAAUGAUUUUCAAUCAUCUGGUAUGCAGAGAUGGGUUGGAAGAGUAGUUUGUGAAAUGGAUUGCAGGCACAGGUGGUAUGGGGAUUAUCUAGGGAAUAUUCGUUUAUAUAAAGAUCUCUUUACAAAGAGAAAGAAAGGGUCAGGGAAUUGAAAGCACAUACUUUGCAUGUCAGACCCAGGGUUGAUCC